ACACCAUAAAAUCUUUCAAAUUUGCCUUUUAUCAAACAUCCAGCUACCUUAAAACUGCGGACUUCGCACCUAGGAUUGGGCUGACGACCACAGCAAAUAAGCUAAUCCCAUUCUUCCAUGGCGGCCCAGGCACCUUGUUUUGAUUUAUUUCUACCAUUUUCUUAAUUUUCUUUUGCAUUUACCCGGCAUUUAUUCCUACUUAUAAUGGAUACUCGUCACUGACUCAUCACUGCUACUUUCUCGGGGUUUUGUCCAUAAAAAGCCUUAAACCCUACCUUAACUUAAUACCCAUGUCCCUUUUCCUCUUCUUUUCCUUCUCUUCCUCCGGAUUCUAGCUCCAGACGUGAAAAUUUUUUGAAUUUCAGGGAGUAUUUUGGGGGAAGAAUAGAGCUAUGUCUUGUGUUACUUUAAACCUGGUACCUUCUAUCAAUCUCAAUGGCAGAAACGCCAGUGUCAACUCUGCUCGAUUAUCAAACAGUCUCUCUUGCGUGUUUGGCAACUCUUCUUCUUCGUCUUUCUCCUUUCUGGGAUACUUGAGUUCUAGUGAUAGCAAAAAUCGCUGUGAUUCCCGCCGCGUAAUCAAGGGCUGUAGGUCGUUUUCCUCUGUGUUCAAGUGUGUUUCCCAGAAAUCAGAACCGUCAGUUUCGAUUAAUGCCCGUGGCAACGGUGCUUCUGAAGAGAGGGUGGUUGUGUUAGUUAUUGGUGGUGGAGGAAGAGAACAUGCACUUUGCUAUGCCUUGCAACGAUCACCAUCCUGUGAUGCUGUUUUCUGUGCUCCUGGCAAUGCGGGUAUUUCCAAUUCAGGGAAUGCUACUUGUAUUCCAGACCUUGACAUCUCUGAUAGCUCAGCUGUUAUCUCUUUCUGCCGCCAAUGGAAUGUGGGAUUGGUUGUUGUUGGACCAGAGGCACCUCUAGUUGCUGGCCUUGCAAAUGAUCUAGGGAAGGCUGGAAUCCUUACUUUUGGCCCAUCUGCAGAGGCUUCAGCUUUGGAAGGUUCAAAGAACUUUAUGAAGAGCUUGUGUGACAAAUAUGGAAUUCCAACUGCAAAGUACCAAACAUUUACAGAUCCAUCUGCUGCAAAGCAAUAUAUUCAGAACCAGGGAGCUCCUAUAGUUAUCAAAGCAGAUGGAUUGGCUGCUGGGAAAGGGGUUAUUGUUGCAAUGACACUGGAGGAGGCAUAUGAAGCUGUGGAUUCAAUGCUUGUGAAAGGUGCUUUUGGUUCUGCUGGUUGCCGUGUCAUCGCCGAGGAAUAUCUUGAAGGAGAAGAAGCAUCUUUCUUUGCACUGGUGGAUGGAGAGACCGCCAUUCCUUUGGAAUCUGCUCAGGACCAUAAGCGGGUUGGGGAUGGUGAUGUGGGACCUAAUACUGGUGGUAUGGGGGCAUACUCCCCUGCACCAGUGUUAACAAAAGAACUUCAGUCUUUGGUUAUGGAAAGUAUAAUUCUGCCAACAGUGAAAGGAAUGGCAGCAGAGGGUUGCAAGUUUGUUGGAGUUUUGUAUGCUGGGUUAAUGAUUGAGAAGAAGUCUGGCUUGCCUAAGCUAAUUGAAUACAAUGUACGGUUCGGAGAUCCGGAGUGCCAGGUACUAAUGGUUCGGUUAGAAUCUGAUCUGGCACAAGUUUUGCUCGCGGCAUGCAGAGGAGAGUUAAGAGGAGUAUCACUGAAUUGGUCUCCAGGGUCUGCCAUGGUGGUGGUAAUGGCAAGUAAAGGCUACCCCGGAUCCUACGAGAAGGGGACUGUGAUUAAAAACCUUGAAGAGGCCGAAAACGUUGCCCCAACAGUUCAGAUAUUUCACGCUGGAACUGCUCUGGAUGCAGAUGGCAACUUCAUUGCUACUGGGGGCCGCGUGCUUGGAGUUACAGCCAAGGGAAGUGAUCUUCAAGAGGCAAGGGAUAGAGCCUAUCAAGCAGUUGAGGAAAUCAACUGGCCGGGAGGAUUCUACCGGCGAGACAUUGGGUGGCGAGCACUUCCCCAGAAGCAGUUUGCUGCCAGAAAAUAAAUUAACAGUGAGCUAAUGGAUGUUUUUGCCCAUUGGAAAAAUAUGGACGCAUAUAGAUAUUCUGGGGAAGAGAAGUGGUGACCCAUCAAAGAGAUUACACUACAGAAAUCUUUUGUUUUCCAUUGAACUGAUAAAACGGUUGGUUGGUUGCCGUUUUUAUUUUCUUUUAACAUUAAAUAAUAAUAAAAUAAAAUAAAAAAGUGAGAUUUACCAUG
This is a messenger RNA of Manihot esculenta (cassava), 2212 nucleotides long. RefSeq names its product phosphoribosylamine--glycine ligase. The transcript is spliced from 4 exons. The coding region runs from base 393 to 1997 and encodes 534 amino acids. Gene Ontology annotation, molecular function: ATP binding; phosphoribosylamine-glycine ligase activity; metal ion binding. Gene Ontology annotation, biological process: purine nucleobase biosynthetic process. NCBI's taxonomy places the organism in Eukaryota, Viridiplantae, Streptophyta, Magnoliopsida, Malpighiales, Euphorbiaceae. The record is from RefSeq and is a predicted model, not a curated record.